This is a messenger RNA of Nicotiana attenuata, 765 nucleotides long. RefSeq lists its product as uncharacterized. The record is from RefSeq and is a predicted model, not a curated record. Bases 1 to 765 code for a protein of 254 amino acids. NCBI's taxonomy places the organism in Eukaryota, Viridiplantae, Streptophyta, Magnoliopsida, Solanales, Solanaceae. The transcript has 3 exons.
AUGGAUCAAUUAAAGAACGGUGUAUUUGGGAAGUUUUUAGAGUUGAAUGAAGUGGGUCACUCUGGGAAGUUGACUCAUUGUAUGUUGCUUUCUCAAGUUUUUUACAAGGAUAAAAGCAAAAUGGUUUUUAAAGUUUUUGGGAACGACGUAGCAUUUACAGAAGAUGAUUUCCAUAAUAUUACCGGGUAUAGAGUGAACCGUUUGAAGGAAUGGUAUUUCUCUGAUGUGAAAAAGGGUUUGAAGGUAGAUAAUUUGUAUAAAUUUAUGCAAAAGCGUUCUCGACUCCGUGCUGGUGCAGCAGAUGAUGUAUGUGUUGAUGUCGAGGUCUGCGAUGAAGAUGCAUUAAAGCUUGCUGAGAUUUAUCUAUUAGAAGCUGUUCUUUUGGAUAAAGAUCAUAGUAGAAAUAUAAGUGAUCGUUCUAUGAAAAUCAUAGACGAUGCAGAACUUUGUGCUUCUUUUCCAUGGGGCAGUUUCUGUUUUGAUGAGCUUAUUUAUAAUUUGUCUCAUCUUCUAACAAGUGAGUCAGUGAAAAAGAAACCAAUUGGUAGGAUCGCAUCUUAUAUGGCGCUUGGAUUCCCAUUUUUGUUUAAUAGGGUAUCUGCCAAAGUUGAAGACAUCAUACGUGCAGAUCAUGUUAAUUUUAAGAUAAAGAUGAAGAAAAAUAUGAAAGCUAUUCGAAAAAAGAUGAAGAAACAUGUUAAAACCUCUGUUAAGGUUAUUAAUGACAAGCUUGAUAUUGUUGUAGAUAUUCAAAAUGUUAAAUAA